AUGCCAGGAGCGUCUCAGCCGGUGCGUUUAAAGACCUUCCGUCAUUUAAGACCUCGAAAGGCUCACAUGGCAAUUUGGUAUGCGACUGGGAAGCAGAACCAAAUGCCAACAGCGGGAUGUAAUUGAGUCAAACACCCUGAUUGGCUCUGCGAUGCAGUACUUGUUCAAUUGUGUGGUUGGAAAUCUUGCACUUAGUUAUGUCCAAUGAAAAAGUCGGACCCGAAAUUGACUGGGCCAAUAGCGCAAUCGGACGAAGUUGCUGCUCAGAGUGGAUGGGGAGUGUGCUGAAGGCCGCGGGCACCACAGUUGUGAUAUACCUAUAUCGGUGUGUUCUUUGCCAUUGAUAGGAUGUUUUGGGAAUUUGAUUGAAAGAAGGAAAGAGAAGCUGGAGCUGAAUGAGACCGUGGUCCCCCAAAAGACCCCAAAUGACAAUUCCAGUCUCUCUUGUCGAUUUAUUCACACGACAUUUUUUUCCAAUGCCUUCUCCUGACUCGUUGAUGCGUUCGGAUAAGGUGCACUGUCGCAGACUGUCACGGAUGGAGAGGACAGCAUCUAUUCUCCUUAUAGCAGGCAGGACCGAGUUCGUGGCAGAUACCUGACAGCAACGCAUUGACGGUUCCCCAAACUCAUCGAUAGAUCUGGAAACUCUCAUCUUUGGUUCCACGAUGGCCUGCUUAGCUCUUCGGCCAUAUCUCACCAGUCGUCCUUGACUGACGGAGUAAAUUAGAUGUGGUGUCCGGCAUGCGCACGUUUCUUCCCUCCCCGAAACAAAAAGUCUUACAGAGAGGGAGACGCGUAAUUCCGUCGGCUGCCUUAGUUAGUUCGGGUCGUCUCACCAGUGAACAAGAGUUGCUAUCCACUGUGCACUUCCGUUGUCGUCUGGGCUGACUAAACAGCCAUAUUUAGACAAUCACCACUUCGCUGGGAAUGGGGGCUAAAAAGGGUGCCCUAAAAGUACUGGAAAAACACGCCGUCAGCAAGAUGAUCGUGUGUUAUGACCCGGCCUGGUAUCAGUGACGACAUGAACCGAAUGCGUACUCGACUGUUGACUCAACAACCAACACGGCAGCGAAAACAAAAAAAAAUCCGCCACUGAUAAUACUUCCUAUGAACGCGGACUUCUCGCAGACACGGAUUACUCAAGCUCUAAAGGAGUAGCCAAUGGGGAAAGGCUGUUAGUGUGCUAAUAGCAUGCUAUGGAGAUGUGCGUGCAUGAUUUCCAGUGAGAGUGGUUGACUCUUUUUUAGACAUGUAGGCAUUUCUAACACCAUGGCCUUUGAAUGCAAAACACGCGGUUAAAGUACUACAGGAAACGAUAAACUCUCUUGCCAUCAUCUCCCUGACUCUCCCCCUCCCUGUCUGCAGGGAUGAAACUGCUCACUGCGAUGGUCGGACCACCACGAUGCAUAAGUGGUCAGUAAAAAUGGUUACUCCUUUUUACUACGUAUAAGCCUACUGGCCUUCCACGUCGCGCAAUCCCAAUGUUUCGCCCACAAUCUCUGAAAGCAACUAUUGCAGGAAGUUUAAGUCCAAAAAAUAUGUAAAGCUAAUUUUAGCAAUAGUAACAUCAGGUAGGCGAAUUGCGAGGUGGAAGUUGGCUCUGAUAUUUCGUCCAUAGUAAUCAAGAAGGCUGUCAUUGCCCUGAGUGCGUAGUGAUUAAUAGUAAUAGGGACCUGCAUUUGUUGAUAUCGCCAGCAUACGAACCCUGUCAUGUGGGCAUUUGGAUCGAGUCUAGUAUCCGCCAACGUAACGCGGAAGACGCCUAUGUCGUUCUGCAGCCCGGUUAAGUCCCAAAUGCUUGCAUGAGAAUCGGUGAGGUUUCUAUGUUCAGUGAAAAAUAUGCGAGAAGGGGGAGUGCACAAAUCCUCUAGAUGAUAAUCUGGGAUUUUUAGCCCGCUCCGGUCCGCAUGCGGGCACCACGCUGAUUGGCAGACUUGACAGGAGAACUUAUGAAGGCAUGGAAGGGAAUAAAGGAUUCCAGCUGCGGGAAGUGCAACUACGUUGGAGAAACCGGCCGAUGGCUACAAACGCGAAUGCACAAGCAUAAGUUGGCCGUGCGAAGGUUGGACCCAAAGUCAGAGGUAGCAAUCCAUGUCGCGCAAAUUGGACACAUUCUCAACUUUGAGGCCGUUGAGAUUGUGGACCGGGGCGAUGAUCGCACGUCAAGGCAGGUGCAAGAAGCCUGGAUAUGCACCGACUGCACUGUCAACCGCCACAUCAAUUUGCCUCGCGCCCAAUCUGACUUUACGAACCUCCUUCUUAACGGGGGGACAGUCACGGCGCGAGACAAUCAGGGCCGUCAACUAUCCCGACGGCCGACGAGGGCGGGGACAAUUCAGAUCACGGUGGAUGCAGCCACACAGGCGCCAUUGGCUGGCUACGCAUCAGACAAAGCGAGCCAUAUAAGGAGAGCUGUGCGCAUGGCUUCCCAGUCUCUGAAGAUGAGUAGACGGAACAACUCACCUAAACGCCAGACCUCUAAUACACCUCUCCCGGUGAAUACCUCCCUUUCUUUUGAUUCCAGACUAGUUGGACCAGUGACCUCUAUGGUGCAGCAAUGCAUGGAAAUUGUCCCUGGCGAAUGGUCGUCCUUUAAUACCGACCAAGCUCUGUACGAAUGUCAUGCAACUGUGGAUUAUGAAUCGUCCCAUUUUUGUCCAUGUAACAAGGUGAAAAACGUAGUUAAAUCACUUUAGUGUGGACAUUUCUGUAGAGGUGCGCUUAGUGUCUGCGUCAACAGUUUGACCGUCAUUUUGACCGUGUGCCCCCCCUCCCGGGCAGGAUGGAUGUAGGGACAGUGAUUUGCGCGAAAAUUAGUUCGUCAUGAUAGUAGACUUGUGCACUCACUCACUACCCUCCCACCCGUAUGGUUCCUACAAUAUGAGAGUCAAGUAGAUCAAAGGCGGGAUCGGGCGCAUGUACGCGGCACAGUGUGAACCCGCACCUAGACGUGCCACCACACACCGUGAUCCACGCACAAAAAACCAGGGUUUCAUGCUGAAAAAUGGGAGGGGAGCGGCUCGCAUCCCAACUGAGUAUGAAGGCCAUAAAGGUCGCACUAUGAAGGAGACAUUGUAGCCUGACUCUCAGUCCACCAGUCCGCCAAUCCACACAAACACGCAACGGGCUGACUGCGAGGUCAGGGUUAUCUUUCCAGUUGGCAGCUCCCAGACACCAAGCCGAUAAGUUGUCUGACGUGGAAACAGGCACGUGUAGUGUUUCACCCCACAAGCACCUGGCCUCCUCUAAAAUUGAAAUGGCAAAGAGUAGUCUUUGCCAACUAACCAUCAGAUCACCAUAAUGGCAAAAGAGCCACAAUUUCGGAGUGCAGUGAAAACUCCAUUCUUUGGGGAAUCAACGGCUAUAGCUGGCGACAAGUUGGUUGAGUCAUAACGGGUGCACAGAAGUCAGGAGUGAGCAGACGAAAAGACCACUGAAUUGUGCAGAUCUGGGGCAGGCCCAAUAUAUGCAGUUUAAAUCAGGGCAAAUAUCCACUGUUUGCAAAGCACAGGGAUCCGAUUCGCGCCCGUCGUCGCUGCCAUGCAUGAGCGUAGCAAAUAUCUGAGUGUCUCCAGCGUACAUCUGCUCACCCAUCUUGUUAGGGCAUAUUGGAAUAGAGCAUCCAGCGUUCUUUCUGUCACUGUUUAUCAGCUAAUUUGAUGGGUUUUGUACGUUUUUUUGCAGGAGCCCUGUGUCGCCUGACCUAUAUAUACCCAGCUCCCAAGGCAGGAAGUGAAUUAACACCCUGGAACGACACAGUCUCCUUAACUUCGAUGGAUAGGCAUCAAGAACCUGCGAAGACAAAGCAUCCGUGUACCAAGAAAUAGAAAGUGAUAUUGGAAGGAGGUUAUGAACGGGAACCAAACGGGACGCAACAGGAUCGGUGAAAGCCUUCUUAACACAGCUGAUAUUCCCAAUCGUGGUAGGGGACGCUCACCGAUCGUUCUUAUGGAAGUCACUCAUUCCGUUGCGCCUUACGGGCUCUCUCUCGAGCCCAACCAGCAGCCGCACAGUGGCGCAUGACAUAUAGGCAGUAUGCUACUACCGACAAAGACUAGGGAGACUGGAAUGGCCAUUUUUGGCUUAUUAGUCAUCGUCAGCCAGUCAUACCCAACCCCGAAGUGUGGAACACCCGGGGCUCGAACUCGCGACCUGUUAGUUAGAAGUCGACGCCUAUAACCACUGGGCCACGAGCCCGUUGCCCUGUUACCAUUGCAUAUUUCCGAUUGAGACCGGCCUUCGAAUAGGCCGUUAGAACCUGACCACUAAUGUGUAAGAAUUAAUUCACUAGUAAAUUACCGAAAACGAUCGUCUGUCAACCUGUCUCCUACAAGAUAGUUGGAUGUAUUUUACCCAAAUAUAACUAGUACAGGGAGUUUAUUAUUCAUAUGAAACAAUUCCUUAACGGCCAAAGUAUCUCAUCGUACGUUUGUCUGCUCGUAUACAUAAUUUUUUAUUUUAAGGGUUAUGUGCGUCCGCUAUGCCAUGUUCAGUAAACCAUGGCUCUCGCGACCUGGGGUGGGCUGGUAGUUCUCUGGCAUCGUAUUCCCUGUCAGUAGAUGAGCAUGCUCUCUGGCUGGAAAUACAGGCCCUGUGCAUGGUUGUUCGGUGAAUUGUGUCAUCCGCUCCCCUUUCUGGCCCAGUCUUUUUGGCUAAAAUCUUGGUGGAGUGUUCGUUGUUGAGCGGCGGUACGUCUAGGUGCAGGUCUGGCCGCGCCAUCCACCUGCGUCAACUCCCGCCCCCGGUCCUCCGGGUUUGACACGGGAAGCAGGUGGGGGAGGAGGAGGAGAGUGUGUGGUAUAUGCUGCGCAAGCCCACUCUCAUUAUAAACUAAUUCAUGAGCAAGUCGCCGUGGCCCCUAUCACCUUGCUGUGAAACACACGGUGGGCAUCUUCGGACGUGACCGUUGGACUGUCCCACAGUGCUCGAUAUCUUUAGUAAUAUAUUCCAUACAAGGCUUGGUCCAGUGAUCCUAGUUGAUUGACACCGUAUCGUUAGCUUCCUGAAGCAAUUUUAGUAGGUGCGACUAAGCUGACUAGACAUAUGUCACGUAUUUGCGCCUUCUUUGUUCUUUUAAUCCAGCGAGAGACUGUAGCCCCCGAAGGGGGGGGGGUAGGGGGGAGGUAGGAGGAGUGCUUAUACGCCAGCCUCGGUAACUUUAUGUAUCAGUUCACAGGCGCUUCCCUGCACGUGCUUCGAGUCCUGCCUACGCCCUCUUUAUUAUCUUUAUCCAGCGAGUGACUAACCAGACUUGCUCAUGGCACUGUUCGGACGAAUUGGAAUUCCAUCGAUUUCAUCAUAGUGACCAUGUGCUGCCAAUUGACACGCAGUUCCCUCCGUGGCCUUCCGGUUGUGAUUAAACUUUCCUAAGCCUCCCAGUCCAGCGAGUGGCUGUGGCGAGGGCAAAGUGUGUUCACACCGCCUUCGGUAACACCAAGCACAUCGGUUCACACCUGCUUCCCUGCGCGUGCUUCGAGCUCUGCUUGCGCUCUAUUGCUCUUUCUAAUCCAGCCAGUGGCUAGGAUUGGUAUGCUAACCAAAACUGUGUUAGGAAGCUGCCUAUAUGAUAUCAGUCAACUGGGGCCGCGGGACCAAAGCCCGUCCAAGAGCAAAUCCCCAACGUUUUCGCAAGGGUCAGCAUACUGAAUUUUCAUUGGCGGAUAGUAAACUGAUGCCAGAAAAAAUUUUGCUUAAUGUGGGAGCAGGAAUAAACGGCGGAAUUGAGAUGCCGAGGGUGGGAAAAAUGCGCAUUUGUUAAGGGUAGGUGUCUGAAGUCCCUGACUUGACUUCCCCGUUCCCUCAGGAGGCUGUCCAUAUCCGCUACAAAUUCGCGAACGCUUCUAUUCGUGACCUUGUAUUUAUGACGUACACACGCAGGCUGCACGUGUGAGGCGGCCGAAGUUGUAGGCCUCGGAAGGUCAGCAGCAGCAGCAGCAGCAGCAGCAGCAGCAGCAGCAGCAGCAGCAGCAGCAGCAGCAGCAGCAGCAGCAGCAGCAGCAGCAGCAGCAGCAGCAGCAGCAGCAGCAGCAGCAGCAGCAGUUUGCCUACCUGGCACAACCGCCCGGCCUUCGGACUCGUUAUGCGCCCUCACCUGAGCCUGAAGUCCCACUGACAAGACAAGUUGCCUACUAG
Molecule: messenger RNA, 6132 nt
Organism: Spirometra erinaceieuropaei
Lineage: Eukaryota; Metazoa; Platyhelminthes; Cestoda; Diphyllobothriidea; Diphyllobothriidae
Source: the annotation of a GenBank genome assembly